UAUCAUAAUCACAAAUAGAUAGAUAUAUGUAAAUGUGUUUAGUUUGUGAGACAAUGGCUCCUUUAGGCAAAAUUAAUCAGUGUGCGUAUCGUGGGUGCAAUAAUGUAAGAAAAUGUAAAAACAAUGUUCUCAGUUUUUUUCAAAUUUCCAAUUUUAAAACCAGUGUUGCUUAGCCAGUGGAUAGAAAAUAUAGGCAAUGCGGAAACAUAUGUUAUGGAUGAAAAUUUAUUAAAAAACAAAGUGGUUUGCGAGAAACAUUUUGACCAAAUAUAUAUUGCAGUAAGUAAUAAGCGAAAGAGACUUUUAAAAUCAGCUGUACCAAUUCCAUGGAAAGAAUCGGCCUCUAAAAACACAAUUUCUUUGCCUGAUACCUCAUGUAACGCUCAAAGCCUUGAGAGUUUAGAUGCAAAAGUUUCAUCAAUAAAUUGGGAAAAUGAUACUACAAUUGAUACAAAUGUAUUGCCUGGCACGCAUAUUCAAGUUGAUAUUUUGCAGCAUAGUUUAAAAAAUGAUAAACAAUUAAAAACUUAUUCUCGUAAGAGGCUUCACGAAGAUGAGAUUGUCGGUGACCAACAUGAAAAAGUUAAACUUGUACGUCACAGUCCCAGUCCUCAAAGCACACAGACAGUUCUAAAGUUCACUGUAGAUUAUCCAGAUACUCCAUCUUCCACAAAAUCUAAUAUUAAAAAAAAAUCAAGAGUUUUAAGUGUUCAGUUAACUUUAAACGUUAACUAACAUUAAAAAAAAAAGUUUAAAGCUCAAAAAAAUAAGUAUUUACGCCUUAAAAAGAAAGCAAAUCUAGCGUCUAAAAACUUUUUGGCAAAUUUACUUAAAGGAAAAAGUACAGCUGUAAAAACACUAAUUAACAUGCAGUUAUCUCCAACGAGGAAAAAAGUUUGGACGACCAAUGAGCGACAUUUGGCACUUUCUCUUUAUUAUAAGUCUUAUUCUUAUUUAUCUUAUUAAAAGCUUAUUGAAUUUUU
Messenger RNA from Anthonomus grandis grandis, 983 nucleotides. RefSeq lists its product as uncharacterized. The transcript is spliced from 4 exons. NCBI's taxonomy places the organism in Eukaryota, Metazoa, Arthropoda, Insecta, Coleoptera, Curculionidae. The record is from RefSeq and is a predicted model, not a curated record. Bases 124 to 735 code for a protein of 203 amino acids.